AUUGAGGACCCAACUUAUCGCGCUGAUGCGGUCUAUGCGAAAAUGAUGUGAGGAAAUCGUUUCUUAAUUGUAAUUGAUCUUGUACUGGUGUAUACCAAACUCGCAAAUCAGCUCUCCAUUCCAAGUGUUCACUGGUAUCUUUUCGUGUGACGGAGCCGCGAUACCAGAGCUGGCUAGCUUAUAGCGCGCUGGCAGAGUUGAGUCUUACUGUUUGUAAACCUUUUGUUUUUCAAAUUAAAUUCCGUACUUUUUCCAAGAUUUUGAAUUAUUGUGACGGAUUAGUGACGUAUUCGGAAACAACCUGGCGAAUAAAAAAUAAAUCUGAUUAUCCCGAAACCAAUUAAUAUCUUAAAUUGGAACCGGAAGUUUGUGACAGCCGAUCGUAUUCCUGUUUACGACAACCGACAAGCGAUCGUAUUCCGGACGAUGUGAUACUGAUCCAGCGAGCGGAAGAGAGAGCGCUUAGUAUUUAACCGCUGGUGCUUGCUCGAGCACACAACAAUCUCUUCUAAGCUGGAGACAGACUGUGAGCGAAGAAGCCGAUGUGAUUUCCGAUAUUUCUAACACCAAAUACUUCCAGGAUAACAAACCCAGAGGAAAUUGAUAACUCCCGACUUCUGAAAUUGAAAACCUUAUUAAUGUUAGGAACAUAUCCAGCUAGAAUGUUCCGCGAGAGAUUUAGCAGUAAACUUCCAAAAAACGACAGAAAAAUGAAAAUCAUAAUUUGAAAGUCAGCACCAAGUGAUUUUGACACAUGAUUAGCAAUAAAUCAUUAGUUUUAUUUUUAACGAAAGGAUAUUGUCAUUUUGGCAACAUUUUUUGAUUUCCAGAAAGAGGGAUAUAUAUACAUUCUUGGAGGAGAGCAUUUUAUCAUUUUUGGUUUGGAGAGUGCUAAAUUAACUCGACGUUAGAGAUGGAGUUUAUGACUGAAAACGAAUAUAUCAGACAAUAUUUUGCAAUGUUAGAAGCGGAAUGUAAAGCCCGGGUUUUAUCCCAACCUGCACCGGCCGAUGGGAAGUCUUACUGCACCCCCAAACUCGACCAUUUCAUGGGAUGCUGGAAUUACACGGAAGCAGGAACCAGGGCCACCAUACCCUGUCCGGAAAUACCUGGUUUUGACUUUUUUCAGAACGCCACCUUUGACUGUCGGGAAAACGGCACGUGGAACGUAAAUCCAGCGACGGGGCGGGAAUAUGCAGAUUACUCCGCGUGCCUGAACUUCGAAAACGCUAUCAAGGAAAUGGACAAAGACGUAAUUCACAUCUACGUCACCAUAGCGCUGUUCUGUCUUUCAUUCGUCAUGAUCUCCAUAUCGCUUGUCAUAUUUUUCAAAUUCAGACAACUUCGAUGUGACAGAAUCACCAUCCACAAAAACCUGUUCAUUUCCUACCUGUUGACCGACUUAUUUUACCUGGUGUACCUGUCGGUCAUUCAUUUUGCGGAAGACGUCGUUCUACACAACCCGGACUGGUGUCAAUUUCUUCACGUCAUCACACAAUACGCGAUCGUCUGCAACUUUGCCUGGAUGUUCUGCGAGGGACUAUAUCUCCACACGGUGAUGAUGAGCGCAUUCACUUCCGGAAAGUCUGUCAUUAUCGCAUGUCUCAUAAUUGGUUGGGGAGUUCCGGUUCCGUUAACAAUUAUCUACGGUGCGGUCAGAGCAUCACUGAAGGACAAUAUCAUAGCGUGUUGGAGCAGCGAGAGCAGUUUUCUGUGGAUAAUGUACGCCCCCGUGGUCCUAUCCAUGGCGAUAAACGUUGUGUUUGUCGUGAACAUAAUGAGGCUGCUCAUCACAAAACUCAGACAGAUACCGGAAGUCGCCCAGACCAGUUUCAUCUCUAUCCACAGGAAGGCCGUCCGAGCUACGGCCAUUUUGAUUCCUCUGCUCGGCCUACAGUUUCUCAUAUUCAUCAAGCGCCCAGAGGACAAAGAUUCGACAUUGUCGACAAUAUACCAAUAUGUAUUGGCGAUAUUUGUUCCUUUACAGGGUGCUUUUGUAUCCAUAAUGUACUGUUUUUGCAAUGGAGAGGUGCGUAAGUUAAAGAACUCGUAUCAACUCUCGACCAUAAGUUCGUUUCGAAUGAGCCGAUUAUUGUCAAAACGCGCAGGUUCUUUCACUACUAAAACGAAAAUGGAAUCAACAUAACGCCAUGUUACCGGGGAAACGUAAGCGCGCGCAGUCUACUUCAGCCACACAAUACACGAUUGUUGACCCAAUGUCACAGGUGCAGACGUCUGUGACGUAAAUCUUCUGACGUCAGUCUGACAUUCUGCAGAAGGCAUUAGUGCUGAGAAACUGUUAUUAUACAUCUUCUUGUUUGUGUUUCACCGUUCUCUGUCUACAGAAAAAAAACUCGAUUUAACCAAUUUGAAACCAGAUCUGCGUUUAUAUCACUUUGUGUUCUCUGUUUAUUGACACUAACAUAGAUUGUUUAGCACUUUUGGAAAUAUAUACGUCCAAGCUUCGCCGUCUCUAUCUUUCCGCAAGCGAAUGAAUACGCGGCUUCAAGUCGAAGUUUUGGCCUCAAAUGUAUAUACUUUUCUUCAAAGAAAUUGAUCUGAGGACAGAGUUAAGUGGGUUUUUAAAAAUGUUGGAAGCACAUACGUUUAGAUUUGUACAAUAUGUCUGGCUGUGACGAUGAAUGAUCUUGCCUGGUGAAAAUUUAAACUAUAGCUGGAUUUGGGAGAUUCUGAUGCUUUGUAAUGCAUACGUGAUUCAAUAGCAUGUCUACAUUACGACUGUGUGUCCAUUACUUACAUGUACAUGUACCUUGCUACACACAACGCAGAGGGCCUGAUAGAAAAUCCCGAUGAACGCUACAUCUCGCAAAUAAGUAAACGUACUUUUUGCAUGUACGAGAUUUUAAAACGACAGUCGAAAGGAUGAAAUAUAUAAUUUCUUAUCAUGUCCAAUGAAGAAUGUAUUACAAAUAUUUGCAUCAUGAUCGCCAUUCUUGUUCGUAUAAUUUUGAUGUUUUUGAUUUAUUG
Messenger RNA from Magallana angulata, 2988 nucleotides. RefSeq names its product calcitonin gene-related peptide type 1 receptor-like. Gene Ontology annotation, cellular component: plasma membrane. NCBI's taxonomy places the organism in Eukaryota, Metazoa, Mollusca, Bivalvia, Ostreida, Ostreidae. Gene Ontology annotation, molecular function: G protein-coupled peptide receptor activity. The coding region runs from base 914 to 2146 and encodes 410 amino acids. The record is from RefSeq and is a predicted model, not a curated record. The transcript has 13 exons. Gene Ontology annotation, biological process: cell surface receptor signaling pathway; adenylate cyclase-modulating G protein-coupled receptor signaling pathway.